This is a messenger RNA of Postia placenta MAD-698-R-SB12, 1372 nucleotides long. RefSeq lists its product as hypothetical. Gene Ontology annotation, cellular component: endoplasmic reticulum palmitoyltransferase complex; extrinsic component of endoplasmic reticulum membrane. Gene Ontology annotation, biological process: protein targeting to membrane; peptidyl-L-cysteine S-palmitoylation. The record is from RefSeq and is a predicted model, not a curated record. Bases 49 to 1152 code for a protein of 367 amino acids. The transcript has 6 exons. NCBI's taxonomy places the organism in Eukaryota, Fungi, Basidiomycota, Agaricomycetes, Polyporales, Adustoporiaceae.
GUCGUGCUUGCGAAUCGGAUACCUUGGAGCGAUUGGUACCUGCCAGAAAUGUCUGUCGAGCCGCCACCGCCGCGAUCCUCACCACGCGCCAGCCCCCCUUUGUCUUCGCACACCGACCCACAUCCACCACGGGCCGCUACGCCAGGGACCGCAGACACACACGCAGAAGAGGACGAGUGGAAGGCAGCAGCGGGUGAGGGCACAGACGAGUCGGGUGGCAGCACCUCCGCAUCCCGGGCAGGCGCACCCCGCGCCGAGCCUGACCUUGCGUCGGACCCAGAGCUCGUGCAGAGAAUGGCCAUGAUGGGCUUCCGCCCCUCGCCCACCACCGACACCGCCAGGCACCCGCUCACACCGCUCGACACCCACGCACAGCCGCGCACGCCCGACUCGGAGAUGGACAUCGGCGCGCUGAGUGCGUCCUGGCGCGAGGACGACCUCGGCUCUGCGACGACGGCGGAAUCCAAAGACGGCGUCCCGUCCGCAGAUCACGCCCUGCACAUCGCGUUCGGCGCUGCGGGCGCCCAGCACGCGCACACGGACGAGCACCCGCUCCGGCUCGACGUCCACCCGCCGUCGCCGCCGCCAUGGGAGACAAUGGACCCGCCCGCGACGAAUGGCGGGCGCGACCCGUAUGGCUCGUCGCACACGCGCAUCGUGCAUGAGUUCUCAGGAACAAAACCAUUACGGUCGCGACCACUCAUCCCCUACUCGUCAUACUACUUUGGUCCCCCACCACCUGAUGCGGCGUAUGGGACGCCGCCAGUGGGCCAGAUCGGCGUGCACCACCCACGGGAGGUCGUGCGGAUCGAGCGCGACUACUCGGCAGGCGAGCUCCCGCAGUUCGCCGCGGUAUAUCCGCUCGAGUUCGAGGGCCGGCUAACGCCGACGCAGUUCCUCGAGACAGUCAACGACAUCAACGAGAUCCUCAUCUCAGCGCACAGUCUGGGGCACUCCUUCCUCGACAAUACGCUCUCCUUCUUCACUCUGCAGGCCUCGCGGCUCGUCAAGAUGUCGCAUUACGAGAAGGAGAUGCGCCGGCUGCAAAGGUUGAUCGAAGACCGGAAUGCGCGCCUGUAUAACCCCGUGGGCCUGAACAUCCUCUGGCCGCGCCGCGUGGCUUUCAUGUUUCUCGAGGUCGAGUACUAUUGACCGCCGCCAUCCAGAUGUGCCGAUGUGCCCCACACCCGCCUCCGUCAUUCCCGCCUGCCGCUGCCGAGUUCCACCCCAGAUUGCAUUCUUCUCCGUCACCAGUGCCACUUCCGCGCCCCGCCUGCUAGUGGCCCUAUCCCCGUAUCCCCAUGCCACCCAGCCGGCAUGUAUUCGCAUGACCACCAGUUGCAUAUACAUCAAUCCAUCGUAUACAUACGCA